Molecule: messenger RNA, 1126 nt
Organism: Coccomyxa subellipsoidea C-169
Lineage: Eukaryota; Viridiplantae; Chlorophyta; Trebouxiophyceae; Coccomyxaceae
Product: mitochondrial glyco protein
Exons: 5
Cellular component (GO): mitochondrial matrix
Source: RefSeq, a predicted model, not a curated record
CAAUGGCCAGCCGGAUUGCCAAGAUGGCAGCCACUUUUGCUGCCUCAGCUGCACGUUGCUCUCUGGCCAAGCAGUGCGCUCAGAGCAACAAUGUUGUGCAGCGCACAAAGCUUAUGAAUGUGCUGGCUGCUCCCCACCGCCUCUUCGCUGCUCCCCUGACAUGCACAUGCAGCACCCCUAAUCUCCGUGCCUUUUCGGUUUCAGCUGCCGCAUCUACCUCAACGGACAGGGUCUCGAACGUGGUGGCCGAAGAGCUGAAAUACGAACAGGAGAACUACACCAAGCCAGAGCUGCCCGACCUGCCAGAGGGAUGGACGCUGACUGAGAGGGAAGGCAACAGCAAAGUAUCUCUCACGCGAGAGGUUGGAGACGAAGCGAUCCAAGUGGACUUUGUCGCCAGAGAAUAUGGCAACUUGAGCUUUGAUGAGGAUGAGGACGCAGAUGGUGAGGAUGACGAGGAUGCUGAAGAUGACGACUACUCAGACAACAGCAUGACUCUGGAGGUGGCCGUCAUGAAGGAGAAGGCUGACAAGGCCCUCAUAUUCGAGGUGGAAACGGACGGGGAGUAUGUGCGCAUCCUGGACGUUUCACUGGAGAAAGUCACAGAGGACGAUGAGCCGGAAGAUGAGGACGAAGAGACCGUCUAUGGCGGCCCGGUGUUCACGGAGCUGGACGACAAGCUGCAGACGGCAUUUAUUGACUACCUGGAGGAGCGCGGUGUGAAUGCCGAGCUGGGGCGCUACAUCGUGGAUUAUGCCGAGGACAAGGAGCAGCGCGAGUACAUGAAGUGGCUGGAGGGCGUCAAGAACUUUGUCAAGACAUAAGCGGCCAGUAAUUCGUAACAUCAAUGCAUGCAUGCUUCAGAUUGGCAAAUGAUCAUUUCCAGUGUGCAUAUUAGGUGCUGAAAGGGCACUGUGAACUCGAAGGGAGGUUUGAUAGGAAAGACACGGUGAAGCAGAUCCUCCCAUGCAAUCAGGGUGGAGGCUCUGACUGUGCAGUGUGACAUUUAAGUCUAGGAAUCCUGUGAAUUCCCGGCUUUUUGGUGAUGAAAGCACUGCACAGUGCAAUUUGACAGCCGCUCUAAAUACUUGUAACUUGUAAUGACGACAUGCGAGAGGAAUGUUCC